This is a messenger RNA of Guillardia theta CCMP2712, 4053 nucleotides long. RefSeq lists its product as hypothetical. Gene Ontology annotation, biological process: 'de novo' IMP biosynthetic process. Bases 1 to 3975 code for a protein of 1324 amino acids. Lineage: Eukaryota; Cryptophyceae; Pyrenomonadales; Geminigeraceae. Gene Ontology annotation, molecular function: phosphoribosylformylglycinamidine synthase activity. The record is from RefSeq and is a predicted model, not a curated record. The transcript is spliced from 8 exons.
AUGUCCAUCAUCACGAGCAGUAGGGGACGCAAUAGGAGCAGGAAAUCGGCGCAUGCGCUGGGGCUCCCUAUCACGUCGAUAGAGACGGAGUUCUGCUUCAACGUCAGCCUUGCAACCCCUUCCUCCUUCACCGAGGCCAACAAGAAGAUGGUGGAGUGGUGUCUGAAGGAGGGAGGGCACAAGAUCGGGCCCAACAGCUUCCUGUCAGCCGCGAGCAACCAGAUGAUCGUCGAGGUUGGCCCCAGGAUGAACUUCACGACAGCCUGGUCGACCAACUGCGUGUCUGUGUUGCAAGCAGCUGAGAUCCAUGGGGUCCCGCGCGUCGAGCGAUCCAGACGCUUCCUCGUGACCUCGAGCACGGCGUUGACCGCUGAUCAGAAGCUCAUCUUCAUCUCCAUCAUCCAUGACCGCAUGACCGAGAUGGUGUACCCGGAGCCCCUCAAGACUUUCGAGACAGGCAUCACGCCGAAGCCAGUCAAGUGGAUCCCGGUGAUGAAGGAGGGAAGGAAGGCGCUCGAGGCGAUCUCAGCUGAGCUCGGGCUGGGGUUUGACGACUGGGACUACGAGUACUACCUGGACCUUUACAAGAACGAGCUCAAGAGAGACCCGUCGGAUGUUGAGCUCUUCGAUCUUGCGCAGUCCAACUCGGAGCACUCGAGACACUGGUUCUUCGGCGGCAUCAUGAAGAUCGACGGGGAGGCCAAGGACGAGAGCCUCUUUCGUAUCGUCAAGGACACGCUGGAAAAGAACCCGAACACCAACAAGAACAGCAUCAUCGCCUUCGCUGACAACAGCUCCUCCAUCAUCGGAGCCAAAGUUCACGCCCUCACACCCGCAUACAACGUGGACAAGUCGCUGCAGGCAGGAGCCCCGUGUCCUCUCGUGGAUCACGAGAUCGAGAUGGACUUGAUCUACACAGCCGAGACUCACAAUAUGCCUACUGGCGUCUGCCCCUUCGCUGGAGCGGAGACAGGGACAGGAGGUCGUCUGAGGGACGUGAUGGCGACUGGCAUCGGAGCGCACUACAUUGCGGGAACCAUCGGGUACUGCGUUGGAGCUCUCAACAUGCCGGGCACCAGCUUUGCCUAUGAGGAUGCUCAUGCUCUCUAUCCCCCCACCCUCGCCAAACCCCUCGACAUUCUCAUCGAGGGAUCCAACGGCGCGAGCGACUAUGGCAACAAGUUCGGAGAGCCCCUGAUUGCUGGUUUCACGCGUUCCUUUGGCAUGCGGACUGCAGGAGGAGAGAGGAGGGAGUGGAUAAAGCCCAUCCUCUUUACUGGCGGCUUCGGUCAGAUGGACGCUCGUCACAGGAAGAAGGGAACGCCGGAGGUGGGGAUGAAAGUCCUCAAGUUCGGAGGCCCCGCGUAUCGCAUCGGCAUGGGAGGAGGAGCAGCGAGCAGCAUGGCGUUUGGUGACCAGAGCGCGGACCUUGACUUCAAUGCCGUCCAGCGAGGAGAUGCUGAGAUGGAGCAGAAGAUGAACCGAGUGAUGCGAGCAUGCAUCGAGCUCGGAGAAAGGAACCCGAUCGUCUCGCUUCACGACCAGGGAGCAGGAGGAAACUGCAACGUGUGCAAGGAGAUCAUCGAGCCGGUCGGAGGAAAGAUCAACAUCCGAGACGUGGUGGUCGGAGACAACACCAUGUCCGUCCUUGAGAUCUGGGGCGCGGAGUACCAGGAGAACAACUGUGCACUGGUGCGUGCUGAGAGCAUGCCGACCAUCGAGAAGAUCUGCGAGAGAGAGCGAUCGGGAUGGUGCUGUGUCGGCGAGGUCACGGGAGAUGGCAGAUGCGUCGUCGUUGACAGCCAGGACGGCAGCACCCCCGUCGACCUCCCACUGGAGAAGGUGCUGGGGAAACUUCCUCCCAAGACCUUCGUCUCAAACCACUCCGACAUCAUCCCCGCUGCCGAUCCUCCCUCCGUCAUGCAGGCGCUCCUCUCCCGCUCGGGCACGGAAGUCCUCUCUUCCACCAUCCGCUCCGUGCUCUCCACCGUCACCGUCGGCUCGAAGAGAUUCCUCACCAACAAGGUGGACAGGAGCGUCACGGGCCUCAUUGCCCAGCAGCAGUGCGUUGGUCCCCUCCUUACCCCCCUCGCCGACUGUGCCGUCGUUGCGCAUUCCCACCUGACAAGGGACGGGGAGGCUGUCAAGGGAGGAGUGACGGCGAUCGGAGAGCAGCCGAUCAAGGGGCUCCUGAGCGGAGCAGCCAACGCUCGCAUGUCGGUGGCAGAGGGCGUGACCAACUUGGUCUGGGCCAAGGUGACAGCGCUGGAGGAUGUGAAGGCAGAGGGCAACUGGAUGUGGGCGGCAAAGCUGCCAGGGGAGGGAGCUCUGAUGUACGAUACUGCCGUAGCCCUCAGAGAGAUCAUGCACGAGCUCGGGAUCGGCAUCGACGGAGGAAAGGACUCCCUGUCCAUGUCUGCGAGGGUUCAGCAGGAGGUGGUCAAGAGCCCGGGAGAAAUCACCGUCUCCCUCUACUGCUCCUGCCCUGACGUCACGCUCACCGUCACCCCCGACCUUAAGAACCCCCCAGGUGCCGCUCUCCUCCUUGUCCAGCCCGCUGGCAGCAAAGCCAGGUGCGGAGGAUCCGUCUUUGCUCAGGUUCAUGGCCGCCUAGGCGACGAGCCGGCAGACUGCGAGGGGGAGGAGACAAAGAGGCUCAAGGCAGCCUUCAAGGUCACGCAGGAGCUGAUCGGAAAGCGGAUGAUCUCGGCCGGUCACGACAGGAGCGACGGAGGUCUCGCCUCUGCCGUCCUCGAGAUGGCGUUCGCUGGCAACUGCGGGGUGAGGCUGGACGUGGCGGGAGCAGCAGGCGCGACGACGCUCGCAGCCCUCUUCAACGAGGAGGUCGGACUGGUCAUGGAGGUGGCAGGAGAGUAUCUGAAUGCCGUCAUGCUCGCCUAUGCUGACGCCGGCGUUUCCUGCGUGCGCAUCGGAGAGCCGCUGGACCUGGACAAGGUCGAAAUCGUCGGAAAGAGCGGGAAGGUGGAGAUGGAGGACAGCAUGACGAGCCUGAGGGACUGCUGGGAGAGCACGAGCUUCGGGCUCGACAAGCUGCAGGCGAACCCAGACUGUGUUGAGGAGGAGGAGAAGUCGAUGAAGACGCGCAAGACGCCGCUCAUCCAUGCUACCAUCCUCAACCCGCAGCCGCAGUGGCAGCUCUCCUCCACUUCCCCCAAGGUCGCCAUCAUCCGCGAGGAAGGCAGCAACGGGGAUCGUGAGAUGAGCGCGGCCUUCCGCCUCGCUGGCUUCGAGCCCUGGGACGUGACCAUGUCUGACCUGGCGAGCAAGAGAGCCUCGCUCUCCUCCUUCCGCGGCCUCGCCUUUGUCGGCGGCUUCUCCUAUGCCGACGUGCUCGGAUCCGCCAAGGGCUGGGCAGCGACCGCCAUGUUCCACCCCGUGGCGUCGCAGGAGCUUCGCAGCUUCUACGAGAGGAGCGACACUUUCUCCCUGGGCGUCUGCAACGGCUGCCAGCUCGAGCACAGGCUGCAGUGGGUUCCGUUCGGCCCCGGGAAGGUGGCGGAGGAGGAGGCGCCGAGGCUGGAGCACAACAAGUCAGCUCGCUUCGAGUCGAGGUGGAUCAACGUCAAGAUCGAGAAGAGCAAGUGCAUGUGGUUCAAGGACAUGGAGGGGUCCCUGCUGGGGAUCUGGUCGGCUCAUGGUGAGGGGAGGUUCUCCUUCCCCAACGAGCAGCACUACCACCAGGUCGAGAAUGAUGGCCAGGUUGCCCUCCGCUUCGUCGACGAUGAUGGCCUGCCCACUGAGAGGUAUCCUUUCAACCCCAACGGCUCUCCCGGCGGCAUCGCCGGCCUCUGCACAAAGGACGGUCGCCAUCUCGCCAUGAUGCCUCACCCCGAGCGCUGCGUCCUCAAGUGGCAGAUCCCAUGGAUGCCAAGGGACUGGCAGCCAACUGGACCCCAGGCUGCCCCAUGGCUGCAGAUGUUCAUCAACGCAAGGAAGUUCGUGGAGGCGUCGUAAACUCCUCCUCCCCUCCAUACCAGCACAGAGAUCAUUUUAUCCUUGUAGAAAAGUUCGCAAGGCAUGUACAAGUGUUUG